AAAAGCAAACAAAACAAUAACAUUGACUCAAAUUGAAAUGAAUGAGUCAUUUCGAAUGAAUCGAAAAAUUUUUAGCGCCAUCUUUUGCCGAUGAAUCACAUCAGUUUAUAACACAUGUUUCCGGUAAACUCUUUUGCACGUUGUUUGACAUUUCGAUCUUGUCAUUGUUUCAUUGUCCUUCGAAACGAAAAUUUUUUCAAAAAUUUCAUAUCGAAAAUGAGUACAGAUACUAAAACAACUACUGCUGAUAAUUAUAUGGUUUUGAAAGUAAAACGAUUAAGUAAUGAUGCUCGAUUACCAACUCGUGGUUCAAAAUUUGCUGCUGGUUAUGAUCUUUAUGCUGCACAUGAUGCAAUCAUUUCAGCUAAGGGUAAAACAAUGGAAUUGAUCGAUCAAAUUCAUUCGUUACAAAAACAAAAUGAACAUUUGCGAAACGUUAUUGAUAAAUUGACAAAUUCAAAUCAUGUCGAACCAAAAAACAGAAAACCACCACCAAAAGAAUUUGAUUUUUCACGUUACAAAACUCGUCAUAUAAUGUUAAAAUUUCUUUAUCUUGGUUGGAAUUAUAAUGGUUAUGUUGUUCAAGAUGAUCUUCCAACAGUGGAAAAAAUUCUAUUCGAAGCAUUAAUGAAAACAAAAUUGAUUGAAAAUCGUGAAACAUCCAAUUAUAAUCGUUGUGGACGUACGGAUAAAGGAGUUUCAGCAUUCUGUCAAGUUAUAUCCAUUACUGUUCGUUCCAAUUUGAAACGUCAAUCUGAUGAUGGUGAUUCAAUCGAUGAACUAUCCGAUGAUCAAGAAAUGGAUUAUCCUUCCAUAUUGAAUCGAGUAUUACCACAAGAUAUUCGUAUAAUAUCUUGGGCACCUGUUUCAUCUGAUCCUUUGAUAAGUGCACGUUUCGAUUGUUGUCGUCGUGUUUAUCAUUAUUAUUUUCCACGAAUCGAUUUGGAUAUUGAUUCUAUGAAUCGUGCCUGUACCUAUUUGAUUGGUGUUCAUGAUUUUCGAAAUCUUUGCCGAAUGGAUGUUCAAAAUGGUGUUACGAAUUUCGUACGCCAUGUAUAUGAUGCUUCUGUACGAACAUUUCAAGAUGAUAGUAAAGAUCCGGAUUCUUUUUGUUUGUUUCGUAUUGAAGCAUCAGCAUUUCUUUGGCAUCAAAUACGUUACAUAAUGGCUGUUUUAUUUCUAGUUGGUCAACAUCUUGAAACACCCGAAAUUUUCGAAGAACUUUUAAACAUCGCCAAACAUUCAUCACGACCACAAUUUUCAAUGGCUUCCGAUCUGCCAUUAGUUCUAUACGAAUCACAUUAUGAUUCGGAUAAAGUACCAAAAUGGAAUCAAGGAAAAGAUAUUGUCAAUACCAUUGGACAAUUACGUGGCCAAUGGAUGGAAAAAUCAAUUCAAUCAAUAAUCAUUAAAUCAAUGAUUGAAUCUUUGAUUGAUUCGGCUAAAUUCGACAUCGACAAUACCUAUAGCUUUGUACGAAAAUUAUUCGGAAAUCCCAUUCGAAAUUAUCGAAAAUUAUUUGAUCGUCCUUGUUGUGAUAGUUUUGAAACUAAACUUUCUCAAAAUAAAACAUUGAAACAAAAA
Dermatophagoides pteronyssinus (European house dust mite) is the source of this 1584-nucleotide messenger RNA. It is a transcript of the gene dUTPase, whose product is annotated as Deoxyuridine triphosphatase. The record is from RefSeq and is a predicted model, not a curated record. Gene Ontology annotation, molecular function: dUTP diphosphatase activity; magnesium ion binding. Gene Ontology annotation, biological process: dUMP biosynthetic process; dUTP catabolic process. NCBI's taxonomy places the organism in Eukaryota, Metazoa, Arthropoda, Arachnida, Sarcoptiformes, Pyroglyphidae.